AUACCGCCUUCUGACAGCGAUCAGAACGCUACGACGCUCAUACGAGGAACACUGUCAGAAUACCGGCAAUGAGUGACAGCUACAGCUUCGUCUCUCCGACGCAUGAGCAGAUGGAAAUCAUCAGACAGCAACUGGGGACAGACGAAGAAGACAUCAAGAGGACCAUCGCGUCUCUGAGAGCCUGGCUCAAGACGCAACCGCAUCUGCCCGAGGAGAUAGACGAUGCCCAAAUCGAAAGGAUGUACAUUCAGUGCAAGUGCAGCACAGAGAGGGUUAAGAAAGGACUCGACGCCUACUUCUCGUUGAGGACCAGGUAUCCAGAGAUGAUGAACCGAGACCCUACGGGACAAGAUGUGGUGCGCACCAUGGAACACAUGAAGGUGGUGUUGAUGCCUCGCCUCACCAAGGAGCUGUACCGUGUGCACGUCUACUCACACAUCGACCCAGACCCUCAGUGGGUCCUGUGGAUAGAUUACGCAAAAGUCGCCUCCAUAUGCUUCGAUAUGAUGUUAUUUGAUGACUACUCGCUCGGAGACGUUCUCAUCAUUGACUUGAAGAACGUGACUAUCGCACACCUGCUCCGCACCGAUAUCAAUGUCAUACGAGCUAUGGAAUUCGCCCAUAAGACUGCUUUCUGCCGGGGACUGAAAGGAAUCCAUUUGUUGAACGCUGAUAAAGUGACUGAUUUCGCAAUGAAAAUCGUGAAGUUAGGGCUUUCCGAGAAGUUGCAGCAGAGGGUACACGUCCAUCUGCCAGGAUCAACGACGCUGUUUGACCACGUGUCUAAAGAGUACCUGCCCGAUGAACUAGGAGGCACUGCAGGUCCUACCGACAAACUUGCCUAUGACUUCAUCAGGAGGGCGGAGAAGAAGCGAGGCUGGUUCUUGGAGCAGGACCGCUACACCUCGGACGAGAGCAAGAGGCCUCCAGACAACCACUACGCCGACGACUUGUUCGGAGUGUCGGGCUCCUUCAAGAAACUCUCAGUUGACUGACGCCGUUACAGUUAAUUUAGUAGACUCUGUUUCUUGGUGACAGAAAAUUGUGAUGUACAAGGAGAAACCGAUCCCCAUCAGCAAAAUUUCAGAGUUUGUUUUUUAUAUUUUCCGAAUAAUUUACUGUAAUGAACUCAUGAUCUCCCUUGAUUCGUUUAAUUGUAUUUCCUUUGAUGCUUUCUAGCUGUUUUGGUCUUUAGUUUGAAGGCUGGUUUGAUACAGCUCUCCACACUACUGUAUAUUGUGUAAACCUCUCCACCUUUCCAUACUUACAGCAACCUAUGUCCAUUUCAACACUUCCUUCAAUUAUAAAAUCGACGAUCCCUGGAUACCUCGGACUGUGUCAUUUCAACAGAGCUCUUAUUUUACUUUAAUUCUGCUGUUCGUUAAUUAUCCGUCCUACUCACCAAAUCUACAGCGUUCUUCUGUAACACCACGCUGCUGACACUUCUUUUCUCUUCUUGACCGAACAUUUAAACCUUCACAUUUGAAAUGCGUACAAGGCUAUACUCCAGACAAAUUCGUUCAGAAAAGACACCCUAGAAGGAGGAGGAGGACAUUAGGGUUUAACAUCCCGUCGACAACGAGGUCAUUAGAGACGGAGCGCAAGCUCGGGUGAGGGAAGGAUGGGGAAGGAAAUCGGCCGUGCCCUUUCAAAGGAAUCAUCCCGGCAUUUGCUUGAAGCGAUUUAGGGAAAUCACGGAAAACCUAAAUCAGGAUGGCCGGAGGCGGGAUGGAACCGUCGUCCUCCCGAAUGCGAGUCCAGUGUGCUAACCACUGCGCCAUCUCGCUCGGUGAAAAGAGACAUCCUAAAGUGUAACUUUAUAUUCAGUGUUAACAAAUUUAUCUUUUUCGUAAAUGCUUUAACUGAAACUGUCAGUCGGAAUUUUAUAUUCUCAGUACUUCGACCAUCGACAGCUAGUUUACCGC
This is a messenger RNA of Schistocerca gregaria, 1925 nucleotides long. Its product is annotated as retinol-binding protein pinta-like. Gene Ontology annotation, molecular function: phosphatidylinositol bisphosphate binding. Gene Ontology annotation, cellular component: membrane. The transcript is spliced from 7 exons. The record is from RefSeq and is a predicted model, not a curated record. Lineage: Eukaryota; Metazoa; Arthropoda; Insecta; Orthoptera; Acrididae. The coding region runs from base 69 to 995 and encodes 308 amino acids.